AAAAAAAAAAUAGAAAUAAAAGAGAUUUGAGUUGGAGCUAGUCUGAUGCAGCAGGGAGUCCUGUUUUCAUCACCACCCCUCUCCCCAGCCUCGGGCAUGGCUGAGGGGCCUUGGGGUCCCUGAUCCAGCCUCUUCUCUUGCAUGAUGGUGCCUCACGCUCCGUGCUCGGCCUGCAGUGCUGUCUGGAAUGUCCCACCUGGAGCCACCAGAGUGACCUUCCUAACAGAAGAUACGAUCUGCCUUAAGGCUUGGACCCAAAACCCCUGCGGGGCCCAGGUUGCAGUGGCUCAUGCUUGUAAUUGUAGCACUUUGGGAGGCUGAGGCGUGAGAAUCACUUGAGGCCAGGAGUUUGAGACUAGCUUGGGCAACACAGUGAGAUCCCAUCUCUACAAAAAAUAAAAAAUUAGCUAGGCGUGGUGGCACGCGUCUGUAGUCUCAGCUACUCAGGAGGCUGAGGUGCUAGGAUUGCUUGAGCCAAGGCGGUCAAGGCUGCAGUGACUCCAGCCUGGGCGACAGAGCAAGACCCUGUCUCACAAAAAAUAAGAAAAUAAACCCUUAUGCCCUGGCUCCGCCUCCCUGGCCAGUCUUAUCCCUGCCCUCACUGUGCUUGGACCACUGCACACUGCACUUUCUCAGGUGUGGCCUGUUCACCUGUGGCCCCCUUCUACCAGGAAGACAGCUGCUCCUCUGCCCAGCGAGUGCCUCGGAGUCUCCAGAGUCUUCGUCACUCCAGCCGCAGAGGCUCCCCCAUUCUGCGACUCCUUUUGCUUGUGGCCAGUGGUAAAUGUUGGGCAGCAGGCUUCUGGGUGCAGUGGAGGGGCUGGCGGUGGUGCCUGCCCAUUUCCAUGGUGUGGAUUCUCCAUCAGUGAGAGGUCCUUGAGCUCAGAGUUGGAAGGUGCGAGUAGCUGCCCUCAGGAGCUGGUCUGAGGCUGUGGCCUUAGCACCACGUCAGGCCCCAUGAGCAGCACCAGCAAUAAGAGGGCUCCAACCACAGCAACCCAGAGGCUGAAGCAGGACUACCUUCGCAUUAAGAAAGACCCGGUGCCUUACAUCUGUGCCGAGCCCCUCCCUUCGAAUAUUCUCGAGUGGCACUAUGUCGUCCGAGGCCCAGAGAUGACCCCUUACGAAGGUGGCUAUUAUCAUGGAAAACUAAUUUUUCCCAGAGAAUUUCCUUUCAAACCUCCUAGUAUUUAUAUGAUAACUCCCAAUGGAAGAUUUAAGUGCAACACCAGGCUGUGUCUUUCCAUCACGGAUUUCCACCCGGACACGUGGAACCCAGCCUGGUCUGUCUCCACCAUCCUGACCGGGCUCCUGAGCUUCAUGGUGGAGAAGGGCCCCACCCUGGGCAGUAUCGAGACGUCGGACUUCACAAAAAGGCAACUGGCAGCGCAGAGUUUAGCGUUUAAUUUGAAAGAUAAAGUCUUUUGUGAAUUAUUUCCUGAAGUUGUGGAGGAAAUUAAACAAAAACAGAAAGCACAAGACGAGCUCAGUAGCAAACCCCAGACUCUUCCCUUGCCAGACGUGGUUCCAGACGGGGAGACGCACCUGGUCCAGAAUGGGAUUCCGCUUCUCAACGGGCAUGCGCCGGGGGCCGUCCCCAACCUCGCAGGGCUCCAGCAGGCCAACCGGCACCACGGACUCCUGGGCGGCGCCCUGGCGAACUUGUUUGUUAUCGUUGGGUUUGCGGCCUUUGCUUACACGGUCAAGUACGUGCUGAGGAGCAUCGCGCAGGAGUGAGGCCCAGGCGCCGAGACCCAAGGCGCCACUGCGGGCACCGCGCACCAGAGUGACCUGGGCAGGCGGGACACACGGCCCAGCACAGGCGGGCCCAGCACAGGCGGACUCAGCACAGGCGGGCCCAGCACAGGCGGACCCACCGGGCUCCUGGGUUUAGCGUUUAAAAGCCUGAAAGGGGAAGCAGCAGCCAAAAUGUGUGACUGGGCUUUGGAGGAGGCUGGAGACAGCCCUGCCCCGGCCUCCGCCGCUGGGGCUGGCGUGGAUGGGCCGCUGGUGUGCUGGAUUCGUAGCUUAUCUUCCGUGUUGUCUUUGGACCUGUUUUAGUAAACCCGUUUUUCAUUCUGUUAGAUGUGGUCACUUAGAAAUACAGACUCGCUGCUGACCGCGGGCUGCGCGUGCGUUCUUAGAGCUCCCGGCGCCGGCGGGUGGGAGCCGCGGGCCGGGGUGGAGCUGGCGUCCGCCGUGCAGGUCUGGCCUGGCCGUGGGGUGACGAGGCUUAGCGGGGCCAGCGGCAGGCGUAGCUCAGGAUCCAGGGAGACGGGCUUUGGUCUCAGCAUUUACAAACGUGUUUACAGUCGGGUGAAACGCAUUCCUUCUAGAGAGCGCGCGGGGCCUUCGGCUGUCCGGGGAGCCGGGAGCCUGCCCGCUCCGACCACAAGGUGUCGCCCUUGGCGGCGGGGCCGCGGGGCGGGGCGGGGCCUCCUGGGCGCCGCUGGGGGCUGCAGGCGCGGGGGCCUCGGGGGCCUGCAGAGCCUCUCCCCUGAAUUCCUUAAGUCCGGUGGCCCAGAAGCCCGUCCUCCGGUGCUGGUGGAAGGCGAAGGACCGGAGUCCCUGCGGGAGGCCCCCACGGCCGGCAGGCUGGCCCCGUGCACUCGGGGGCCUCCCUCACAUCCCUGCGCGCGCCCCUGCGCGCGCCCCGCCCCCGCGCGCCCCCGCGCCCCCCGCGCCCGCCUUCACAGUAGGUAACGGCUCCGGCCCGGGUGUUCGCUUUCCACGGAAGAUGGCAGAGGGGGACCCCGGCCCGGGAACGACGCCUGAGCCGGCAGGGGCUGUUCGGGCCCCGUGGCUCCCCGGGUCCGGCCGUCUCCCCUCUUCUCCGUCUGUUCCGUGACUUCGCCCGGGUGGGAUGUGCCGCAGGUGCAUCGCGUGGAGGUGGGUCACGGCCGCCGGCAAGAAACCCACCCUGUCCAGAGGCGGGCGGGAGACAAGCGCAGCCCAGCCUGCGCGCGCUCAUCUUUCUUUGUUUUUUCAUCAGUUUAUUCAGAAUUGCUCUAUAAUUUACCAAUUGUAUGUAUUUAACCUAUUGUGGAAAACAAAAAGUCUUUCAUUAUAUCUUUAUUUCUGAAUUU
Molecule: messenger RNA, 3086 nt
Organism: Rhinopithecus roxellana (golden snub-nosed monkey)
Lineage: Eukaryota; Metazoa; Chordata; Mammalia; Primates; Cercopithecidae
Gene: UBE2J2
Product: ubiquitin conjugating enzyme E2 J2
Exons: 7
Coding region: 958-1737 (259 amino acids)
Source: RefSeq, a predicted model, not a curated record